UUUAAACUUUAUAUUCGUAGUAAAAUCAUUAUUUUACCAUUUCAAACCUUCACGGAGCAUAUGGCGUAAAAUUUUAAACGUAGGCCGGUGUAAACUCAAAAAAAAAAUAACACCUGUCCAACCUCCUGUCAUGUUUUUUUGGCGAUAGGAUGCGAAAUUUCAAGUGCUCAUAAACGAAAUAUACCAUAAAAAAUUUGGAAUGUUCUAAAUUUGUAGUGAGUUUAUUACGAAAUUAUGUGAAAUCUUUCGAGUAUAAGUUAGCAAAAUGCAAGAAAACCCAGCACAAGAAGAACAACCCUCCAAAACCAUGGAAAAGCCAAAGGAACCGAAACCGCAAACACCUGUAUUGCCACCUGCAAAACCUGCAGACAAGACACCACCAGCCCCAACUCCUGCAGCUCCAGUGCUGACACCGAGUCCUUGGCUGACAAUGCCCUCAUUCACGAAGACCCCGCCCAAUGAUCUGUACAGGAGGCUGCUGCCUGCAGUUCUGUUUGUGCUCACAUUUGUUACAGUUAUGACAAUAUUGCUCAUCUAUAUGGAUACAGUCGCAGUGGGCGCGCAGCAGUUCCGGCUGAACAUGACGCGCGACUACGAGCUGGCGCGCAUCGGCCAGGCCUCGGCCGCGCUCGUCGCGUACGUGCGCCAGCUGCACCUCGCGCCGCGCGCCCCGCCCCGCGACCCGCCGCCCGCCGAGCCCACGCCGCAGGUGCGCGUGCUCGACGCGCUCUACGGGGAGAUCGUGAGUGUCGCCUUCAGUUUGUUUCGACUGUCUGAUCGUGUCGCAGCUUGUAACACAGUGUGGUGCGUGCAGUACAACGCGACGUUCGUGGAGUUCCUGCCGGCGGGCGCGCGCGCGCCGAGCACGCUGUACCUGGAGGCGGCGCGCGGCUGGGACGGCGCGGUGGUGCGCGCGGCGCCGCGGGACUACCUCGCGCUGCGCGGCGCCGCGCGCGCGCUGCACGCCUGCCUCAGCGCCGCCGACCACCCGCGCGAGGUCAUGUACCAGGAGGGCGACGCGGCGGGGCCGUUCCGCUCGCGCGUGCUGUGCCUGCCGCUGUACACGGUGCUGCUGGCGGCGGCGGCCACGCGCGCGCGCCUGCUGCUGCUGGGCGGGCCGGCCGCGCUGCCCGCGCUCACGCACCUGCCCUUCGGCGACGGAGACCUGCAUCUGCAGAACAUCGAAAUCCUGUUCACGGAUCCAGUGGUCCGAAACAAAACGACAGAAUUCCUUCUCUCAAAGAACUACACGGUGGCCGCCACCUUCGACAAGAGCGUCAUGUAUGCGCUGAAAGAGGACCUCAACCUCAACUGACUCUAACCUACAAUACUGACACUACGUCCAGUAACACAAUAUGCACAAACUAAAAAAUUAUCAACUUAUUGGCAGACAGCUUGGUGACACUCAGGACGAGGUCAUGCCAUGGUCAUACAGUUUUGAUAUUUAGUAUUAUUUUUAUACGUGUAAAAUCAAAAUUGCAUGGUCUUGUCAUGGCCUAAUCUCGUCUAGAUUUGGAUUUGACCAUAAGGUCACAUUUACUCGGUGUUGUUAUAGCAGUCGAUAUUAGAAUCUCACGAACAAUGCUUUCAAUACGAUAGGACACGCUCGCAUGCUUAUUGCUCUUUACAUUAUGCUUUCUUGUGCUGUUUAUGUUAUCUAAUCGUAUGUUAUAACAGCAUAUUAAUGAGAUCUUAAGGUCAAAAUAUCGAUAAGUUGUCCCCUCACUACACUCGAUAAGGCUUGGUCAAUUUGUCUAAUAAUAAUUGAAUUGUCCAUGUAUUCGUGCCUUGAAACGUGCCGGUUGUUGAAAUUUAAAAAAUGAUAAAAUAAUGUUGCUAGCACAAAUCGCGAUAAAUAUAGAAAUUAGAUUUAGUGUAAGUCAAUUCCAGUGAUUAUUUUCAUUUUAAGUAAUUAUAACUGAUUUUAAAUACGCUUUUACAGAACAAAUUGAUGUAUGAAAUUACUAAUUCCAAUUAAUUUAAUUAAACUAGUGUUAUUUUUAAGUUUUUUAUGAAACGUAAGGUCGAUGAAAAUUAGUUUGUCGAUGAUUUUAACGUUAAAUAUUGGGUUGUUAUUAAUAAGGUAAUAAAUUGAAGACCUAAAUGAAUGAAUAAAUCGUUCAUUUUUCAUUCGUUUAUGUUUACGAAUCGUAAAAUAAUAUCUACAUCAAAAAUAUGUCCUUGUUUCAUGACAUCGGUAUACGUUGUUACGUAUAUAAAACAGCAAAAAAAUCAAGGAAUAUUUCCACAUCACACGAUCAUGGAAUUGGUAGAUAUCGAGUUUGGACAAUAAGAAGGUUGUAUUAAUUUUUCAACAGUGGUAGUUCGAUUCUCGGUGUUAAAGGUUCCAUCCAUAUUUAUGGCCUGUAAUCUAAGGUUCCUAAUAUGCAUUAUUUAAUAUUCCUAAAAACACAAAAACAGUUAACCUCGUUAAAUUAUACUUACGUUUUUAACUGAUCACUAUUUGUCAUUUUUUUUUAAUAAUUGCAAAGGUUUGAUUUAUCGAAAUGCCUAUAUAAGUAAAAGUAUUUCUGUAUCACGUUUCGAUAAAACACAAAUUAUUUGCGCUGAUGUCUAUUUUAUAUCGAUAAGAAAUUGAUAUUUUAAUUAUCGAUAUUACAAAAAGUAAUUAUUGUAUUAAUUUUAAUUAUAAAAUAAUCCAUCCAUGCUGUCAUUAAUGUAUCUCGAAUAUUAUGAUCUGCGAAUUUAAUUUUAAGUAUUAUGUGCAUGAUUUUAAUACUACCCAUUUUGAUAUAGUUAAAGGGACAAGCGGGUUCUUUGCGCGUGUCAACAUUAUACAUUAACCCUGAGACAUUUUAGGUCUCUUAGUGCUGGGGUUACAGACUUCACUGUGCUUUUACCUAGAACAUAUUAGUGUUUGCACAUUGCUGUGCUGAAUAUACCUAAGCAUUUUAUACAUUGAAAAAAAAAGAUAAGUUUUAUGUUGUGGUUAAUUUUAGUGUAUUUGCAUAUGAAAAGAAAUAUUUUUGAGAAUAUCCUACUCAGAUAGUAAUACUCUUAUAGUAUAUACAUAUUUUGUACUCGAAAAAGUUUGUAAUAGGUAUAGAAACAUGUUAUUAGUUGUAACCGUUUAAGGAUUUCAGUAAUGUGACCACACACCCGUGCAAAGUCAGGACAGUGGCAGGAACUCAACCCUGAACUAAAUAUUUUUCUGUAUAUAUUUUAUAAACCAUCGACAAGUUAUUGGUGGUCAAUUUUUAGAUACUUUUUAUUGGUCCAAAUUAAUGAACAAUGUCUCCAUGUUUGAAUAUCGAUCGCUAUAAUGGAUCAAUCAGAAACAAGUUUGAUCGCAAGGUACACAUAUUAUUUCUGAUUGUAGAUGAUAAUGUGGUCUAUUAAUUCCGUUUAAUGGUCAUGUUCUGCAAUUUCCUAGACUGCACGGGGUGUGGCGACUAAGGUUAACAUUAUAAUAUAUUUUUAUAUUAUGUUUGUCGCUGACUCGUCUUUUUCCGUCAGUGAUUGGUCCAGUGAAGCUUUUGGCUUUAAGCUUUUGUCUCUAUAAGCUUACUUUGUUGGCAGCUAAGAUUUAACUGUCGAAUAAGAUCUAAGGUAAUUUAGCUGAGUUAAGCAGUUAAUAAAAUGUAAUACCUACAAUUAUUCGAGCUAAGUUUGCUUGGUUCUUAAUCGGUAAUUUGGUUUCGCGUGCUUUUAACAAUUAUACCCUUAAAUUACCUUCGAUGGAGACCGCAUCAUGACACUUAUUGAGGGUUCGAGAUCAACAAAAUGCAGCAAUACAGCUAAAAUGAAAUGUGGCAUAUGUUCAUAAAAAACAAUAAAAUUACGUUUUUUUGUAGUUAGAUUUGAAUAUUAUAAUUUCUUUUCUGUUCUUUUACCGGCCUACAUUGAAGGUAAUCUAUGGCUAAGUGUAAUGCUCUAUGUUGAGGUCGUAUCUCUUUCGCAAACAAUUGCAACAAAGUAUGUUUUUGUUCAAUGUAGCUGUCUCGCAAAUACGCAUCGAAUGAUAAUUCAUUCCAUAUUAUUUUAAUAAAAAUUCCAUUUGUGUUUUAUCGUAUGUAUUAAUAAGACUGAUUUUAUUUUAAUACAAAAAGUAUUACUGAUCACGGUAAUGUGAAAUUUUUAUUCGAUAUUAACCUUCGUAUUAAGCGGACGUCGUGUUAGGGCGGGUUUCAAUAAUACAUCAUUGACCAGUGAUAUGAUCAAGCAUAUUCUUUGUAAGAAAAUUGGAAUGAUUGAAAGAUACUAUUCAAUUCGUCAAUUCGUCCAAAUAAGUUUUGUUUAACAUUCGUAAAUUUAUCGGUCCGAUUUCUAUAGCCUGAUCAGGAAAACAAAAAUCCUCGACAUUGGAAAUGGAACUAACUUGUUGUACUGGAAGUUAACUUGAAAAUGAUAAAUAUAAGUGUCGUCGCCAUAGCAGGUUUUUUAUUUUCCUGGUAAGGCUAUAACACUCGGUCGUAGAAAUUUCUCGUAAGUCCUGUAAAAUGCAAGCGCAGGUUCAUGUGGAGGGUCGAUAGGAUUUUUAACUGAUUAACCAUAAGUUGCCUAAAUUUGAUAAAAGUUUAUCUAUUCUCGACUAUGAAAUAAAAAUCAUUUACUCUAAACCUGAUAUUGUCUGCUUGCACAAGUGUUCACUUUUUGUAGCAAGCCAGCGCUCUCCACUCGUCCGCGAAACAUAGCUUUAUUAAUUUCUUUAAGUAUAUGAAAUGCGAUUAUGAUUUAGCAAUUAAGAAUUACAAUUGUAACUUUUACAAUAAUUUUACUGAUUCUGAAGCUUAGUUUUUAUACGCGCUCAAUUAUUUCACAAAUAAAUUAAUGACUUUAUAA
Messenger RNA from Manduca sexta (tobacco hornworm), 4803 nucleotides. It is a transcript of the gene S, whose product is annotated as protein Star. The record is from RefSeq and is a predicted model, not a curated record. Lineage: Eukaryota; Metazoa; Arthropoda; Insecta; Lepidoptera; Sphingidae. The transcript has 4 exons. Bases 266 to 1315 code for a protein of 349 amino acids.